This is a messenger RNA of Drosophila ananassae, 3144 nucleotides long. RefSeq names its product traB domain-containing protein. The record is from RefSeq and is a predicted model, not a curated record. NCBI's taxonomy places the organism in Eukaryota, Metazoa, Arthropoda, Insecta, Diptera, Drosophilidae. The coding region runs from base 406 to 2031 and encodes 541 amino acids. The transcript is spliced from 5 exons.
UCUGGCAUGCAGUAUUUUAUUCCCUCUUCAACAAGUAGACAACACUGGUCGACGCUUGCAGUCUCACAAUUUAAUUUCUUUAGUUUUUUGGGUUUCCAUUAACAUUAAGCGCACUCACCGAAGAAUAAAGUUACUCAGUGGCACCCUAUACCCAUUUCGAUCCUAAGAAAAUACGAAUCUGUCAAUUAAUGGACUGCUGGAGCGCGUAGGACAAAGCCAAAGUGCAUCGCCUAUACACAUAAUAAGAAUACCCCAAAAUUUUCAGUUCUUUACAGCAGCGCACACGAAAGCAACAGCAGCAAACACCAUACACCAGCAGAUGUCCGUGAACUGAAUCCGAAUUUUCGCUCGCAACCGAUUCUUCCAAGCCAACUGUACCCACACACCAGAAGCCCUCUAUCCACCAUGGAUGUAUCCGCCUCCACGUCGUUUGAGUCGAACAACGGCACGCCGGACAAGAAGGGCCACUCCUUCAUCGGCGACAGUACUCUUUACGACAGUGCCCUGGACCACCAGUUGUCCACGACAGUCUACAAAUCGUGUAAUGAGAGUCUUAGCAACGAUCAGAGCCAAAAUCCGCUACCGCUACCCUCCACAAAUCCAUCAAGCAAAAUAAUUGCUUCGGAAUUGGGCAGCGAGGCGGGCGCCUUCAAGGCAUUCGGAAGCCCGUCACCGGCACAGACGCCGGCCAUAAAUGCCAGUAUGCUGCUCAUUCAGUCCGAGAGCACCGACACAAACACCUCCCAAGAAGAGGUCGAUCCAAAGUCUCAGCUGGCCAACAAGACAAUAUUCAAGACGGAUAACCCCAACCUGUCAAUUAUAGAAAUAAACGAUAACUCCAUUAAGGAGCAGGACCUCGAAACGGAGGUGUUGCUGGUGGAGGGCGAUAGUGUCAAGAACCUGUUGAAGAAGUCGCCAAGCAAAUCACCGGAUCCCGCCAACGACAAGCGUCGCCGCAAGACCGAAUCCCUUCUGCAGACCAGCAAGCAGAAGCUGGACAUAUCCAUAGCCGAGGCAUCCGCCUUGGCGGAUGGAGAUGCCGAAAAGGGUGAGUUGCUGCCGGUGUCGGUGCCGGCCAUCGACCAGCCACAGACCAAGCGGGAAAUCAAAAUCUACGAUACCAUUGAGGAGUUCGAACAGAACCUGCCCUCGACGGUAACGCUCUUAAAUACGCCCUUCGGUAGCAAGGUCUAUCUUGUGGGCACGGCGCACUUUAGUGAAGAGUCACAGGAUGACGUCUCCUAUGUCAUACGCAAUGUCCGUCCAGAUGUGGUCAUGGUUGAGCUGUGUCCAUCGCGUAUACAUAUUCUCAAGCUGGAUGAAAAGACUCUGCUGGAGGAAGCUAAAAGCAUAAAUAUACCCAAGAUUCGCGGAAUACUGCAGACCCAUGGCUAUAUUAAUGGCAUCUUCUUUAUCCUUUUGCUGCAAAUGAGCGCCCAGAUUGCCAAGGAUCUGGGCAUGGCACCUGGCGGAGAGUUCCGACGCGCCUUUGAGGAAAUUCACAAGCUUCCUGGAUGCAUACUGCAUUUGGGCGAUCGACCCAUUCGCAUAACCCUAUACAGAGCCCUUCGAGCUUUAUCCGUGUGGCAGACCAUGAAGCUGGUGUGGCGCCUUACCUUCACGGACAGCAUCAGCAUCGAGGAGGUAGAGGAGUGCAAGCAGAGCGAUCUGUUGGAGAAGCUAAUGCAGGAGAUGGCUGGCGAGUUUCCGGCCUUUUCGGACGUUUUUGUGCGCGAACGCGACUUAUUUUUGUGCCACUCGCUGCAGCUGGCCUCCUUGCCGCAAGCGGCGCCCGGAGCUCAGCAGAUCCGGCCAGUGCGCGUUGUUGGAGUUGUGGGCAUCGGACACGCCAAUGGCAUUGCGAAAAUGUGGGGAACAGUGGACCCAAAGAAGAUACCCGGCAUUCUCGAAAUCCCCCCAGCCAGCAUGGGCCAGCGCGUCUGCAAAUACACGCUGAAAUAUGGUCUAAUCGGUCUGGGAUGCUACGGAUUAUUCCGCUUCUUUCGGCCGCGGUUGACACGCUUCUUCUAGAUCUCCGUGGACCAGGUGGGAUUCGAUGACAAAGGAUAAAAAUGAGACGGCGACUGUAUUCCUGCGUUUGCUACGUUGUUGAAUUUAUUUUUUAUUAACGAACGAAUCGCUGCGCUGCGCCUGCAGAUGAAGUGAAUUAAUUGUAUUAUAUUUUAUUGUACAAUGAUGUUUUGAUAGACUCGUUUAUAUACGGAAUAUAUCAAAGGAUAUAUACAUACAUGCAGAUAUCACAGACAAACGCAGGUACUACACACAAAAGAAGAAAAAAAAGACCAUUACACAUAAUCCUAGUUUUAAAAGUUCCGAACUCCAAUAGUCCUCCCACGGGCCUGUUGAGGGAUCUAAAUUAAAAUUGUUUAUGUUAAAUUUGUCCAGUUACAUUUAAAAACAAAAAUGAUUUAAAUUAAAAAAGUAUAUAAGUGUAUUUACAUCCGUAACAGGCCUGCAUAUAAGGGCUAUAUCACGUUGUUAUUGUCCACCUGAUUGUUAAAAAAAAAAAGAAAAGAAUCGCAUAUGUAUACAUGAAACUAAGUUUUGGAUAAUUAAGGCAUCGUAUUGCAUGUUGUAUGUACAAGGUUUCCUAGCUUAUUUUAAGCUCAAUAAUGCAAUGUAAAUUCCGGAAGUUAAAUCUUGACUACAUAUUCGUAGGACCCGCCUCUGCAGUAUCAAAUGCGAAACUCCAAUCUUCCAUUCCCACUCACUUAACUCAUAGUUGUUCGUACAAUAGAAAAAUGAUUAAAAAAAGAUACAUAUAAUGUCUAGCCUAGUACAGUUUAAAAUAGAUCGAAAUCGUGAUGGACCUUCUAAUAGGCCCCCGAGUGUUAUAAAUGCGAAACAGAGGAAUUUUAUGAAAACUAAAAACGAAAAACGAAACAUACCAACCUACAUGUACUUUACUUACACUAUAUAUAUAUCUGAACGUUGUAAACGUAAAAGUGUUACGAUUAUUGAAUCAAAGGAACCCCAAUAGAUUUGAAACUCCAUUAAUGGAGUUAUGUAGCAUUUAGAGUAGAAACCACCAACCACCCGAGAAAUAAACUCAAUUAAGUGUACUAUAUGUAAUUCCACGUUGUGUCAAUUCCAAUUAAAAUGCUAAUUGCAAGUCUUUUUGUA